AUGACAACCAAUAUUGUCACACCACAGUUGAGCACCAUCUACUUGACAACUUAGCACGAGCUUCAAUCUCGUAUCCACCUGACUUUGGUUGAGAAAAUAUAUUUGUUUACGUUUGUUUACAUUUUUUUUUACGAUCAAGGUAUUGUAGUUACGUGCUAAAGUUAGUAUAGUACCAUGCCUUAUCGUAACGAAGUUCUAUGCGGUAACUGGAGCGAAGAAAGAUUGAAAAAUGAGUACGAGUUCAAAUUGUUUCUGCGGAAACGCGACAGAAAGGAGUUGUUGCUGCAAAAGUCAAGGACUCUGUUUAGCAAUCUUCUCAUGGAAAGACCUCUUGCUAUAAGCGGCAUGUUUGUGUUAUUUGGUUAUAAUGUUCAAGUCGUCGCAUUGGAUAUGCCAGCGACAGAAACAAAUGGUAAGAAGCAAUAUGGACUAGCUUUGUCUGGCUUGGUCACUGCUCGUCAGGUGGACUAUAUGCAAAAUAUCAAUGAUGGCUGCCUCAUGACUCUGUCGCCCAUCAUCACGCCAUGCUGUCGGAACACUUUUGUUAUACUCAGUACUAAAGAUGAAAGUAUUCACGGAGAGAAAGUGAAUUAUGGUGAUGAGUUUUUAUUGAAAGCGGAAAACUACGGUGAUCCCGAUGCGGCGCCACUCUAUGUGCGCUAUAACCCGGAAGGAACUCCUGCCCCCAAGGACGUCAUGCCUAUCCGUUUAAGCACAAGUAAAGAUACCAAUUGCCGUUGGACUACCUCACCUCUGUGUACAAAGGACAAUCUCGAAUUACUUGGCAGUCCCAUCAGGACUGGUACGAAGUUACUUAUAAAGAAUUGUGUUGCGGAUACAAAUCUUGCGGUCAUGAAUCAAAACUGGAUGACAACCUUUUUUGGACCUGAAUGUGGAGUAACUUGUCGUAAUUACCUCAAUAUUCACAAGAAGUUUACUGCUGAGAAUGUUUUUGCCCUAGUUAGUGAUGUUGAAACAAAAAAGCAAGACAAAGACUGAAAUUGUUACGUUUUUUGUUUGUUUCUCCUUUUGGGACGAUCUUCUUAAUUAAAAAGUGAAUUGAAAUUUGAAGUCUACUUCACUUGUUUAUUAAUUAAUAUCC
Hyposmocoma kahamanoa is the source of this 1102-nucleotide messenger RNA. Its product is annotated as cilia- and flagella-associated protein 161. Gene Ontology annotation, cellular component: motile cilium. The record is from RefSeq and is a predicted model, not a curated record. The transcript is spliced from 8 exons. Gene Ontology annotation, biological process: cilium assembly. Lineage: Eukaryota; Metazoa; Arthropoda; Insecta; Lepidoptera; Cosmopterigidae. Bases 175 to 999 code for a protein of 274 amino acids.